Molecule: messenger RNA, 2723 nt
Organism: Scatophagus argus
Lineage: Eukaryota; Metazoa; Chordata; Actinopteri; Scatophagidae
Gene: foxb1a
Product: forkhead box B1a
Exons: 1
Coding region: 770-1711 (313 amino acids)
Biological process (GO): anatomical structure morphogenesis; cell differentiation; regulation of transcription by RNA polymerase II
Molecular function (GO): DNA-binding transcription factor activity, RNA polymerase II-specific; RNA polymerase II cis-regulatory region sequence-specific DNA binding
Source: RefSeq, a predicted model, not a curated record
AUAAAUUCACGUUUAGGUCAUAUACAUCACACGUGUGCUUUAAAACCAGCACAGAAAGUUCAGAGCCAAUUUUAUGACAAAAUAGAAUUAAAUUACAAUAUAAUUCAUAAUUUCAUGUCCAUUCACAUUCCGUGUAUACUUGUUAACAGUAGCUGUAAUGUCCGCUGAAGAAGCAUUAGCGCAUACCUUCACACUCUGAGUGCCAUCGCAGUUCAAUUCCGGUUGCCGAGCCUUUUCACCCCUUUUUCUGUCUUCAAAUGGAAAUGAUUUCCAUUGGCCCAAGGUGUCCAUGUAAAUAGGUGUAAAUGAAACCAGAUUAUGCCUUCCUCCCUGCCCCCUCCUCCCAUGGCAAUUGUCAUGUGAUAGCAAAGAGGUGGCACAUUAAUGGAGCGCCUCUACAGGAGUCUUUUCUGCUCAUGUCACUACAUAAAACUAUCAGACGGUUAGAGGAAGGCCAUGGACGCAUCCACUUAGCUCGUCUUAUCGAGGACGCCAAAUGAAGUCUAUUCAGCUCUGCUAGCGGGACAAGCUGACUUACUUUGCAAGAAAGACUCACAGCAGCCGUCACUCCAUAAAUGUGCACCGUCCGCCCGCCUGCACACUGCAGAGGCGCGCAACCUGGCUGCUUUACGCACGACGUGACUCCAGCUUUGCUCGUGUUGAAACUUUCUGCGGUGGUUGUUUUCAUGAAGAGCGGCAAGCUUUCGCCAAGGAAUUAAGGGAGACUACUUUUUUUAAAUUGUUUUUUGUUUUCCUGAAAAUACUGAGGAUGCCUCGUCCGGGGAGAAACACGUACAGCGACCAGAAGCCACCUUAUUCCUACAUCUCCCUCACUGCCAUGGCGAUCCAGAGCUGCCCAGAGAAGAUGCUGCCUCUCAGUGAAAUUUACAAGUUCAUCAUGGAUAGGUUCCCUUAUUACAGAGAAAACACUCAGCGGUGGCAAAACUCCCUGCGACACAAUCUGUCCUUCAACGACUGUUUUAUUAAAAUCCCCCGGCGCCCAGAUCAACCAGGUAAGGGAAGUUUCUGGGCUCUGCACCCGAGCUGCGGGGACAUGUUUGAAAAUGGAAGUUUCUUGAGACGCCGCAAAAGGUUCAAAGUUUUGUCUUCAUCUGAUCAUUUGGCUCCGAGUAAGCAGUCGGAUGCUGCACAUUACCUCCAGCAGCAAGCCAAGCUGAGACUGAGCGCCCUGGCAGCCACCGGGACACACCUUCCCCAAAUGUCAACUUACAACCUCGGAGUGUCUCAGUCGUCGACUUUUAAGCAUCCGUUUGCCAUCGAGAACAUCAUAGCCAGAGAGUACAAGGUCCCGGGAAGUCUGGCCUUCUCCACCAUGCAGUCCAUGUCUGCCGGCUACCCGCUCCACAACCAGCUGACGACAGCCUGGCCCCACAUGUACAACACCAGCGUGAUUGACACGGCGGCUCCGAUCUCCAUGGCAAGCAGCGACUACAGUGCCUAUGGCAUGCCCAUCAAGUCCCUGUGUCACGGAGGACAGUCCUUACCGGCUAUUCCUGUGCCAAUCAAGCCCACCCCGACCUCCAUGGCCGGUUUCUCAGCGUUACCUCCACACAUCCCCGCGUUUCUAUCAAACUCCCCACAGUCUCUGAGCCCGACGUCCCCACAGACAGCGACGAGCCAAAGCAGCCCCGCAACCCCGAGCGAGACUCUGACGAGCCCGUCCACACUGCAGUCGGUGGCUGUGCACUGACCACCUGAACUUUCCCAAGUAAACGAACUGUUUGGGUUGGCUCACCGGCUGACCCCCCCACCCCCCCCGAAACCCCCGACCUUUUACCAAUUCCAAAGUUUCUAUUUUCUGUCGUCGGAAACUAUCAAGGCGAGUUGCAGUUGCAUAUCGAUUUAUUUGUGUAUGUGUUGAAUGUGUCGCUUUAAAAUCGUGUCAUAGAAGUCCAGCACAGAAUCGCACAGCGAAGUAUUGCUCUUUAAAAUAUAUAUUAUUUGAUAGUUCUAUUUUCCAGUUUAUUGUGAAAUGUGAGUGUUGAAAGUGGAGCCACCGAGGGAAUCCGAGAGAGCAAGUUUGUUUUGGUGCCAUCAACUCUGAGUUUGAAGUGCUUGUAAUUCCCGUGGCAGGUUUCGUUUUUUUUCCACUUGGAUCAAAUAGCAAACUUUUUGCACCGUUUCUGUGUGACCACUGUAAUGUGAGGCAAUUGCUCCGUUUUUGUUUGCUUUUAAUACUGGAAUGAUGGGUAAGGGUAUACCAAAUAGGAAUAGGAUUUAGAUUUGUUCUUACCAUCCCUGUAAGAAAAAAAAAGGAAAAAAAAGAAGCAAACUGAGUUAUGAAAUAUUUUCGAAAAGGAAAAGUAUUGCGAGACGUCCUCAAAAUGCAAGAUGUGAAUAUUGCAAAUAACUGAUACUGAAAUGUUGUAAAAUGCACUUUUUAGUUUUAUGUUUUAGAUAUCUAUUUUCCAGAAGAUGUUCUGUGAAGCAUUUAAUUUAAAAGGCUGUGGUGACCAUGUGUAUCAGAUGCUGUAAUUUUUUUUUUUUAUUAUUAUUUUUUUAGGUACAGCAUGCAUUCUUAAAAACAAAAUGUGUUGUUACUGUUGUUGUUAUUGUUGUUGUUUUGUUUAUUCGUUUGUUUAUUUUUUGCAAAGCAUGCGUGCUUUCGAAAAGUGUGCAAACAGUCUGCAAUGAAUUGGAAAAAAAAAAAAGCUGGUCAUCGAAAUAUUUUCUCAUUAAAAGUGAAGUAAACAAUCAAAAAA